Molecule: messenger RNA, 966 nt
Organism: Colletotrichum scovillei
Lineage: Eukaryota; Fungi; Ascomycota; Sordariomycetes; Glomerellales; Glomerellaceae
Exons: 1
Coding region: 1-966 (321 amino acids)
Source: RefSeq, a predicted model, not a curated record
AUGAGUUGGAAAGCUGAUCGUCUGGGUCCCGAAGUAGACGACAACAUUGUCGUACAAAGUCCGUCAAGGGGCCGCAGUUUCCAUCUCAAUGGCCUCAACAUGAGUCCGAUAGACGGUUUCUCUCACGGUCACAGCAUGUCGUCGAUAUCUCUUCGCCCAUAUGGCACAGAAGAACAUGGCAUGCUUGGCCGCGACGUAUCGCGGAAUCUUUUGCAUAGAAGCAGCAGUCACGGCAGACCUGGCAUCGCGCCCACAAGUUCCAGCACACACCUCAAUCAGCUUUCUGGAUAUCUUCCACUGCUUGGCAAACCAACGAUAAAGAAGGGCUUCUACUAUUCGGACCUAGAGAUGGCUAUACUAUCCUUCAUCUGCCUCACCUUAGAAACAUUGGUGGUUUUCCAUGAAUCCAUCUCUGUCGGUAAUGACCAGCUCAUUGUCUUCGGAUUCCUGCUCAGCACCAUGCAUCUAUGCUUAGGCAGCGUCGCGCCGAUUCUGUUCGUUCUCAUGGAGGCCAGAUUUGGCGACUCCGCUAUCCAGAACUACGACGGGCUUCUGCGCAACAAGCCUACCGCCUCGAGACUCGGUACGUCUUGGAGAGUGGCACUCCUCCUCAUGUUGGCUCUUCCCAUUGCUCUCAGCGUCGCAUACAAGACCUUCACUGGCGGCGAGAGUCGAAUGGAGAUCGACAGCUUUGACUACAUCUCCAACAAGACCUACUAUGGCAUGUUCCAGCCGCCCGGCAUACUUUUAUUCGACGGCGUCUCUGGGUUUUUCAACGCAACCACGGCUUUUCGGGGAGCCACGAAACUCAGCUCGAAUGGCUCUAAGCCACCUUUUCCGACGCUGCCGCGCGCAUAUGGCUACAAUACUUUGCUGUUGAAUGAAACAAGCGCCGCGGCGCUUGACACUCUCCAGGCAGAUUAUGUGAUCGCGAUACAGGAGCGUCUCGCAAUAGGUGAAUCAUGA